This is a messenger RNA of Lampris incognitus (smalleye Pacific opah), 8736 nucleotides long. It is a transcript of the gene dido1, whose product is annotated as death inducer-obliterator 1. Lineage: Eukaryota; Metazoa; Chordata; Actinopteri; Lampriformes; Lampridae. Gene Ontology annotation, biological process: apoptotic signaling pathway; DNA-templated transcription. Bases 318 to 7925 code for a protein of 2535 amino acids. The record is from RefSeq and is a predicted model, not a curated record. Gene Ontology annotation, cellular component: nucleus. The transcript is spliced from 16 exons.
CCAUCAGAGUGGGAAUAGAAAAUGGAGGGUUGACCGAGAAAAUUACGAGGACAUAUGUCAUCGGUAGUUCUAGCCUGUAGAUCCAGUAAGGGUGUGCAAUGACUGAUGAUUGAUAAGUUGAAGCCCUUAUUUCAUGUGAAGAAGUACUCAUUCACCCGACAGUUGCAUCAGAAGAGAAUAAAGAGAAGACAGAAAUUCCAGAGCAAGGCGAGAAUGCUGCUGAGGUGAAGCAAAGGGAACCUGAAAAAUCUUCCAAGGCCACAAGUAACAUAAGGAAAACCUGGGGUUUCCGUCGGACCACCAUUGCUAAGAGAGAGAUGCCAGGGGAAGCAGUAAGUGAGUGCCCUGAAAACCCCUGCCCUGUGCGCCGUAGUGGCAGGCAGCCAAAACGUACUGACAAACUGGAGGAGUUCCUCUCCACUACCAAAAGGGGGGCAAGAAGGAGUGCCCCUCCCUGCCUGGAGAGCAACGAUCCCCCUUCUCAAACCCCAACCGAUGCAGAGACUGCCUCAGAGGCCAGCUUUGAUGGUAACGCAGACACAAAGACCAUUGAUGACAAGGCUGAAUCCCCAGAGAGGAGGACAAGGAGCAGUGCGAGGAAGCAGGUUGUGGUGAAAGCUCGGGGCGGCAGACAGAUUCGAGGAGGAGGCGGGGGGACUGUCAAAGAUGACGGAAGCUCUGAGAAUGAAGAGGUUGGCAUUGGAGAGGCUGCAAAGAAGUCUAAUUCACAAGACAAAGAAGAAAAGAAACAAGAUGAAAAGGUAGAGGCCAGUCCCAAAGAGUUAGUUAGCCAAGACGUUUCAAAUUCUCAGCCAGAGCAGGACUCUGAUAUGAUGGAGGUACUGGAGGAGAAAACAGAGCAAGAAGAUGAAAACAAUGAAGGGGAAGUGAAUCAAGAGCUGGAAGAAGAUGAGGAGGAGAAUGACGACAAGCCGCUAGCAACUCUUUCAAAGCGCACACCAGUACGAACUUAUACUAAUAAAAAAAAGGCUGCUACUAAGACCACUGCCACUGGCAGUAAAACUCAAACUCCUGUUAUUAAAGGCUGCAGUCCUGUCAAAAGGGAAACCAAGCCUAAAGCACUACAGCCUGCUCCAAAGACCCGUAAGUCACAGACAGAUGAGGAGAAUGAAGACGAGGAUGACUCUCUGACAUCCACAUCCUCAUCAUCCAGUGAUUCAGAAAAUGGAGGUUAUGACCCCAAUGCGCUGUAUUGCAUCUGUCGCCAGAAACACAACAAGAGGUUUAUGAUCUGCUGUGACCGCUGUGAGGAGUGGUUCCAUGGUGACUGUGUAGGCAUCACAGAGGCCCGCGGGCGCUUGAUGGAAAGAAAUGGAGAGGACUACAUCUGCCCCAACUGCACUGCCAAGAAAAAUCAGGUUGUCAAGCCUGCCACAGCUUUCUUUGCUGCAGGCAACGAGACUGGUAAGCCCAAAGCUGAUGGUGCUCAACCUGUUCCUGCCACUGAUUCUCCUCCUGUCCAGGGAGCUGAGGUCAAAAAAGCAGACCCUACCCUCUGUCAGUUUGUGGCAGUCACCCAGCCCUCUGCCUCCAUUGGCAAUGAUGAGAAGGGAGGAGAUGACCCAGGCAUCAAAGGGAGGAUAGAGAAAGCCACCAAUCCAACUGGGAAGAAGAAGAUAAAGAUCUUCCAGCCGCAGGCAGUACAGCAGAUGGCUGAACAGAAAGUGGGAUUGAAGUCUCUAGCAUCGGUGGAUAAGAGGACAGCACUGAAAGCGGAUUCGGUACCAAACACAGAGCUGAAAGUAGCAUCAAAUGUGGAGUUGAAGACAGUGGAGGAGCAGAAGCAAGUUCCAAAAGUGGAGGGGAAAGUUGUGCAGGAGGUGGAAGAACUUUCCCUUCCCAAAUGUAUCGGGCCUGGUUGUGAGAAAAAUGCCCAGCCAGACUCUGUCUACUGUGGCAACGACUGCAUCCUGAAGCACGCUGCCGCAGCCAUGAAAUCAAUCACUGACGUCAAAGACCCCAAGCAGAAGGACAAAGAGAGGGCCAAAUCCCAGAAGAAACCUGGCACCAAGUCUACACCCAAGAGGAGUACUGCAAUUGGGAAGAUGACGAAUAAGAAGUCUACGGAGGACGAGGAGUUGGACAGUGAGGAAGAUCACGAUCCUGAGCCAGAUUAUGACAAUGACGAAGAUGACGAGCAUGCCGAGGAACACCCACCACCACCUGCUGCUGCAUCAUGGUCCUGCGACCAUAAUUACAAUGCCGUAACGCCAGAAAAGACUACACCCAUAUCACCAUCAGUGUUAAACAAAAAGUUGCCUCCCAAAGAGGAGAAGCAGAGUGAGAAGGAGCCUAAGGAUAAGGAUCAAGUCCCUAUUGAGAAGUCCUCACCCAAUUCUAAAAAGCCAGGCAAAGGAAUGAAGAAGCUGCCAAGUACCAAAGGAUUGCAUGUUAGCCCAAAGGGCAAGAAGUCUUCUCAAGCCACCGUUUCAAAGUCAUCCAAGAAACCAGCACUGCCUCCCAGUAAAAUGCCACCCAAGUCCAGUAAACCAGGUCCCUCACCUAACUCCAUCCCAUCUCCCUUCCCAGCUGGUCCUGUCCACAUCACAGGAGCACUGAGGGUGACCAAAUCCAAUUUCACUAUUCCUAAGAAGCAGCCCCAGCAAAAGGACACUCAAUCCAACAAUCAGUCCUCCUCAUCCUUCAGAAUCCCAUCUUCUCCAGUUUCCUCAUCCCCCUCCAACCAGUCGUCCUCCUCUAGACCUCCCCAACCAGCAGCUUCUGCUCCCCCCAUGUCUCCUACGCUUCCACCUAACAACCAGAUGAGACAGAACAUCCGUCGCUCGCUCACUGACAUCCUCUACAAGAGGGUGAGUGACAGUGACGAUCUAAACAUGACUGAGAGUGAGGUGGGAAGGCUGGCAGUUGCCAUUGAGAAGGAGAUGUUCAACCUGUGCCUUAACACUGACAGCAAGUACAAGAACAAGUACAGGUCCCUCAUGUUCAACCUGAAAGAUCCUAAAAACAAAGGCUUGUUUUACAGGGUAGUUGGGGCUGAGAUUAGUCCUUUCAGACUGGUGAGACUAAGUGCUGAAGAGUUACUCUCCAAAGAGAUGUCGGAGUGGAGGAAACCUGACCCCUCUGAGGGCCAGACUUCGAGUGCCAGAGCCCAUCCUGGGCAGUCUAAGUCAGGCCACAGACGUGAGUCUGGCCCCCAGAACAUGGAUGUGGAGGAAGCUCCACCAACAUCUGAUGCAGACGUAUGUAUCUCUGCCCCCUCUCCAUCUGCUCGCAUGGGUUCUACUGCAGACCAAGAUGAGUCUAUUUCCACUUCUUCAGUCUCAGCACAAGGCUCGGUUGUAGAAGGGCACAGUAGCGGCAACAUGCCAGACAUUUUCAGCACCAUGCUCAAAGACACUACUGCAGAACACAGAACUCACCUCUUUGACCUCAACUGCAAAAUCUGUACAGGUCAGAAGUCAGAAGAUGAUCCAGCAGCCAAGAAAGCCAAGCUGAUCAAGAAGCCAGAGACUAAGUCUACUAGACACGAGCAUUCCUCCAGGCCUGUGUCAGGAGAUAUCCCACCUGCCCACCAGCCACAGGUUCAAUCAGCUUACCAGCACCAACCGUCCCAGGUCUAUCAGCAUACAGACCCCCAUAUCUACCAACACCAGAUCCCUUCAGCCUACCAGUCCAGCAUAGAGACUCCUGUCCCAGAACCACAGCCCCAAACUCAGCUCUACCAAGAGGACCAUAGCAGUUUGGCACCCCCACCCCAGAUCCCUGUAUCUGUCACCAUGCCCACUGUCUCCUCUGUCAGCAUUACCCGCAGAGAUCCACGUAUGGCCAGGCAUGGCUCUGGUGUGACCGUCACCCACACUGUCCCAGAAACACCCACUGUGAUGCCAAUCUCUGCAGAGUCAACCUUAGCUUCAGUUGCUGGUUCAGUGGAGGUUGGACCCAAGGGGCCACUACCAAUGCCACCAGCCCCUCCACCUUCAAUGACUGUGUCCAAAUCAGCAAAAACUAGUAUAUCAGAACCUCCCCCUGAGGGAGAGACAGCCAUCUUCCUCCAUGGUCAGGAAAAGAUUUGGAAAGGAAUUAUUAACAUGCAGUCCGUAGCCAAGUUUGUCACUAAGGCUUACCUGGUUUCAGGAUCCUUUGAACAUCUAAAGGAGGAUUUGCCAGACACCAUCCAUGUAGGAGGACGAAUAUCUCCAAACACAGUGUGGGAUUAUGUUGGAAAGCUGAAGACCUCAUUGUCUAAGGAGCUGUGUCUGAUUCGUUUCCACCCGGCCACAGAGGAAGAGGAGGUGGCAUAUGUCUCUCUCUUCUCUUACUUCAGCAGUAGGAAGCGCUUUGGAGUAGUGGCUAACAACAACCGCCGCAUCAAAGACCUCUAUCUCAUCCCGCUGAGUGCCAAGGACCCAUUGCCCUCCAAACUCUUACCCUUUGAUGGGCCAGGACUUGAACCUGCACGUCCCAACCUUCUCUUAGGGCUGCUUAUCUGCCAGAAGGACAGAAAAAGGGCUGGUGCUCCAUUGGAAGGUGAGGAGAAAAGGCUCAAGAGCCAAGCCAAAGACACAGAUGACACCAGCCUUCCAAAGCCAUCAGCCCCUGUUAAAGCAGAGAAAGGUGUUCGACAAAGCCAGGAAAUCCCCUUCAGUACAACCCCUCCAGGGUCACCCCCGCCCAUCAGCUCCUCAGAGAUCCCAAGCAGCAGUGUGACUGCUUCCUCUGUCCUCUCCUUCUUGUCUUCUGUCAAAGCACCCCCCGUGUCCGUCCCCACAGGUAAAGACUCCCCAUCUGUUGUUCCUUCAGCAGCCACUGCCUCUCCUCUUCAGACCAUCCUCAACACUCUUUUUAGGAAGAAAAAGAAUGACUCUGAGGCUUCCAACUCUCCCUCUGAUCAGACUGGUGAAGCCUCAAUCCCACCAGCUACAAUCCUGGAUCCCAUUGUCCAGCAGUAUGGACAGAUUUCUGAAGAGAAAGCAGAAGAUGAGGAUGAGGAUGAUCGACCAUAUGACCCAGAGGAAGAGUAUGACCCCAACAGGGGCUACAAUGUACCAAAAAAACCCGUUGAUGUAGUCAAAGAUCCUGAGGUCUCCAAGCAGGUGGAAGGGAAAGUCGGUGAGGUGGAUGACGUAGCGUAUGACCCAGAAGAUGACUCCAUUUUUGAGGAGGUCAAACCUGUACCCCCAGGUCAAGCCAAGAGUGUAUCUGAAUGUAUGACUAUUCUACAAACAGAACAGAGAGGACAUGAACGGGAGGAAACCGUUCACCUGCAAAUUUCAUCCACAGAGACAGCCACCCCACUUUCCCUCACAGACACACUAUUAACACAACCUUCCAAGUCCCUUCUGGCCAACAGUCAGCUACUGCAACUUGGUAAAAAGGUUGAAGAGCUGGUCAAAUCUUCAUCAGUUGCGCCUCUGAUCAACCAGAGAAGAGAUCCCCGGCAGAGCAGGGACCCCCAUCAGGCUGCAGCAAGCAGGAAACAGACCAGUGGGUCUGAGGAGAACCUGGAGACUCCUGCUCCAUUAGCAGAGACCAGUCCUCCUUUAGAGCUUGAGGUUCAAGAACCAGAGUUGCCCAAAGUUGAUGAAGUCGAGAACACAGAAUCCUCACAACUUGAGACACCACUGUCUCAAGAAGAAGAGAAAAGUGAGAUGCUUCCUUUCAUGGAUUCAGACGAGGCAGAGGUGUCAAUUCCCCUAUUAGGGGAGCAGAUGGAACCUGAUAUGGAGGUCAACUAUGUGAAGGAGCCAUAUGUGAAACCCGACGAAGCUGAACCAGCUAGGGCCAAAACUGAGAUGGACAAGUACAGUAUUUGGCCGAAUGCCGCCACCAUUUUAAAAGCUGGUGAGGACUCUAAGUAUGACCAGAGCAGUCAAGAUUCAACCUCUGACUAUUUUAACCAGAGCAGUCAAGAUUCACCCACUGACUACUUUAACAACUCUGCAGAGACUGCCACUGAAACAUCCACAAUCCCAGUGCUUACACAGAGCACAACAAUGGGUGACACUCAUUCUCCCCACAUGUCACAUAGGUCGACAUCAGGCUUCCAAAAUGAUUUUAGACCUCAAGCUGACAUUCUACCACACUCCAGCUUUCCCCCACCUCAGAUAGCACCUCCUCCAAUGCAUAUACAACCUCCAAUGAAUAGGCCACCACCUAUGCCUAUGCCUCCACCCUUGCAAGGUCUCCCUCCGAUGUCAGGCCCCCCACCUAUGCAGGGACCCCCUCCAGCAGUGCAGGUUCCCCAUACUAUACAUGGCCCUCUCCCCAUCCAAGCCGACAACAACCAGCAGUAUGGCCCACCUCCAAGUACUUACCCCCCCUAUCACAACCAGUGGGGAGGCUCCCAGCAGCAGCCACCUCCUGGACCUCCUCCCCAGAAUAUGAUGCCACCCAGAGGACCACCUCCACCUUUCCCACCAGUGGGGCAGCGUGGUCCCCUUCCUCAAAUGUUUGAUCCUUCCAUGCCCCCUCAACACAUUGGCCAGCAAGCCUCCCUUCCAGGCCUCCCUCCACCUCCUACCUUUGAUGGACAGACCAACUUAUCUCAGCAAAGAUUUACUGCCCCCCCACCACCAUUCAAUUUCCCUGGAUCCAGAGUUCCUCCUCCACCAUUCACAGGGCCACCCCCUGGUCAUUUCGAUAACAGGCUUCCUCCUCCGUCCCAUUUUCCUGGUCCCAGGGGUCCCCCACCAGCUCAGUACGGUGACCAUGGGUCCCAGCCCCCAAGAGUAGAUCCACCUCGAAGCUCUGAAAAUCCUAACUCUUUCACACAGGGCAUUGACCAACAUCAGGGUCAUAAUCCUCCCCAUAUGUAUAAAGACAACCAAGUGCUCCCACCAGGCCCUAGUUACAGAGGACCUUUAGCAAACCAGUAUGAGGAAAGAAGAGGCCUACCCUCCAGUGGUGAGAUGGGUGGACAUCACUUCCAUCCACCCAACCAGUAUGGGGGCUCCAGAGCUCACUCUCCUCCCCCGCAUCGGGGGUCUUUUGAUGACCAUAGAGGUCCUCUGCCACAAGAAAAUAGGGUGCCUCCAUCACAGCGUUUUGAAGGGGCAGAUCGUUACCGGCUGGACAGGCGCUCAGAUGAGAUCAGACCCGUUCGUCACAGUGGCCCGUUGCUGCCAACCCCUCCAGAGGGGCCUGUACCUCCACCAAAUCGAAUGGGAGGCCACAGUCCAGAGUUACACAGGGAUGAUCACUGGCGUCGCCACUCUCCAGAUGUAAGAAGGAGCAGCUCAACCCGGGAGGACUCAGAGCCCCGUGGUGGAGACCGGCUCAGUCGCUUUGAUGGAGGCCACCGAGAACCUCCCACAGGCCCCCCACACCUCCCAGAGGAGAGACAGAGGGAAGCGUCUGAAGAUCGACGAAGAGACAGGGAGCGAGAGGGUCCUCAUUCGGGCAGGCCCACAUGGGAUAGGGGCCAGAGCAAGCACUGGAGCCGAGAGCGAGAGUGGGACAGAGGCAGAGAAAGGGAGCGGGACAGCGAGCGCAGCAGAGAGAGAGACCGCAGUAGAGGCCGAGACGGAGAGAGACACAGGGAAGCAGAGGGAGAUAGACACAGGGAUCCGGACACAGACAAGAGGAGGGACAAGGAGAGGGACCGGGACAGAGAAAGGGAGCGAGGAAGGGACAGAGAUCCAGACAGGAGAGAGCAUGAUCGCGAUAGAACGAGGAACCGUGACCGUGACAGGGAACGGGAGCGAGACAGGGAACGAGACAGGAGACGCGACAGGUCCCGGAGCAGAGACCGAGACCGUGGGAAAGACCGGACAAGGGACAGAGAACGGGAGAGGGACAGAGGCCGAGACAAAGACAAAGACCGAGAUCGUCGGGAAAGGAGUAGAAGUAGAGAUAAAAGAGAGGAGAAGAAAGAGAGUAAACACGAUGUCUCUAAAGAGAAUGAAAAAGCUGCUGAGACGGAGAAUGAUAAAAAUGUGUCCUAGUCUCAUUCAUAGGCAGCGUGUCACUGUUAUGAAAGACUUCUGAUCCUUGAACAGUCUGAUUCAUCAAUCUAAAUGUUAGAUGGACUGUAUUUCAAGAACUCUACACAUGGUGUGUUCUUCUACAACACAAAAUGUCUGACAAUAUUUGUAUUCACUUUGGCAUUUGAAAAUCUAUAUCAUUUUAAAACAUUCUAAGAAAUGGAAGGCUGUUUCAUUUGUUUGUGAACAAGGUGUUCAGUAACAUGCUCCGGUAUUCAGUUUUUUUUAAGAGAACCAUAUUCAAAGUAACUGAUCUACACUCACCAUCUGUGUUAUGUAAAUAUGAAUAUAUUUGUGUAUAUACUGAUGUUUUUAAUCAUACUUUUCUAAGUAGAGAAAAUAUAAGCCAUAUAUCCGAGAUGGAUAAUGUCAAAGUUUAAGGAAACACUGCUUAGAUCUGCGACCCUUGCGCAGUACAACUGUAUUCAGCAGCUUCACGCUGGAAGUCCCAAACUACAGUACAGUUCAUUGACGGUUAUGAUUUGAACGUCUCAAGCUUGUUGAAACUAGAACAAUUAAACCUUUUUGACAACAUCUUUGUCAUGUACUUUUGUUGUCAAUAUCAUAAUAUACGUAAAUGCAGAGGUGGAAAGAGUACCCUACAGCCAUACAUGAGUGAAAAUAAAGUCUCGGGAAAAUCACUUUGAUAAAAACUUUGGUGUCUCUGCCUUAGCUCUCUCUUUGCUUAAGCCCUAUUUAUCUGGAAUAACACAUUGUGUCUGCUAUAAUAAUAUCGGAUCGAUCAAAGAGGGUUGAAUCAGUUCAUCUGGAU